Micromonas commoda is the source of this 637-nucleotide messenger RNA. RefSeq lists its product with no specific name. Gene Ontology annotation, biological process: response to endoplasmic reticulum stress; protein folding. Gene Ontology annotation, cellular component: endoplasmic reticulum. Lineage: Eukaryota; Viridiplantae; Chlorophyta; Mamiellophyceae; Mamiellales; Mamiellaceae. The transcript has a single exon. The record is from RefSeq and is a predicted model, not a curated record. Bases 37 to 579 code for a protein of 180 amino acids. Gene Ontology annotation, molecular function: protein disulfide isomerase activity.
UUUGUAUUGGGGGACAGCGCUGAGAAUGAGGCAGCUAUGAAAUACUUUGGGGUUUCCCCUGAUCUCCUUCCAGCUGUUGUGUUGCACGAAACAGAGACCGACAAGAAAUACAUCCUGCAUCGAGCAGAGCCGAAAGGGAUUGCCCCGUGGCUCGCGAAGUACGAUGUCGGCUCUCUUGACCCGUCCUUCAAGAGUGAGGAACCGCCCAACUCAAAUGACGGCGCAGUCAAAGUCAUCGUCGCGAGUACGUUUGAGGCAUUGGUCACGGGGUCAAAAGCUAACGUGUUGAUCGAAUUUUACGCACCAUGGUGUGGUCAUUGUAAGAAAUUCGCACCUGUGAUGGAGAAAGUGGGUCAUAAGUUUGCCUCCAAUGAUGCCGUUGUGAUUGCAAAGAUGGACGCAACUGCCAACGAUGUUUUGGACAAAAGGUUUAUAGUCAAGGCGUAUCCAACUUUGUAUUUCUAUCAGGCAAAGACGGACAAGGUGAUUCUCUACGACGGCGACAGAAGCGAAAUGCACCUCAUUGGGUUCGUGAUGAAGCAUUCUGGUAAAACAGUUUCACAUAAGGAAGAUCUUUAGAAAGACACGGGACCAGAGCCUUAGUGUUGUUGCCAGUGCAAGUCCGGGAUCCGGAAUU